GGUGGUGGUAGAGGAGAAGAGUCGAAGAGUAGAAGGUGGAGGUGGAAAUAGUGGACGUGGAGGGGGUAGGAGGGGAAGCGGGCGUGAAAGCCCGCUCGUCGAGUGGGAGCGCCGAGAGAGCAGAGGGGUAACAAGAUGGCUGCCGGUCAGUCGGUAUCGAACCGUCGUGCCGUCACGAGAGUUUUGCGGACCGCGCGCGGUCACGGCACUUCUCCGUGACCGACGAAUAGAGAAUUUAAGAGAGAGAGAGAGAGAGAAAGAGUGAGAGAGAGAGAGAAAUAAGAAAAGAAAAGAAAAAGUGGAGAGAGAGAGAAGAGAGAGAGAGAGAGAGAGAGAGUAUAAGGAAUAUUCAUUCGUACGAGAUAUAUAUAAAAAAGAACGACGUGUCUCCACCGAUGGAAUCGUUCUUCUCCCGGUGCGACGUACCCCUCGAGGUCGACGAUACCAACGUCUACGUUAAUACUUAUCUUCAUCCUAGACCAGUCGAGACGUAAAUCCUCGACUUUGGUCUUCAUUGACCGGCUCUACUCGUUAACGAUCCUCUUUUGAAAGACUACCCACUAAUGUCAGUGUCAUGUAACUGUAAUAAGAAUGAUAAGGGGAAAAAAAAAAAAAGAAAAAAACUGAUUACGUACUGCUCCAGUAUUGGAAAUUUUUUAAUGAAAUUUCUUUGGCAAAUUGAAAAUGAAUAGACGGCGUUAAAGAAAAUUUCUUUACUACGAAACAAUUGGUUUUAGAUUGUUAAAGAAAGAGGCCGAAGACAGAUCAGUAUCCAAAAUAUAAUUCUAUUUGAAACGUGAAAGAACAUUUUCUAAAUAUGGAUACUGGAACUAGUCAGAGUAAAAAACAAAUCCGUGUGGGUUUUUAUGACAUAGAAGGUACUAUUGGUAAGGGAAACUUUGCCGUAGUGAAAUUAGCUAGGCAUAGGAUUACCAAAACUGAGGUGGCCAUCAAGAUAAUCGAUAAGACACAAUUAGAUCCUACUAAUCUGGAAAAAGUUUAUAGAGAAGUUGAAAUAAUGAAGCAAUUGGAACAUCCUCAUAUUGUUAAAUUAUAUCAAGUUAUGGAAACUAAAAAUAUGAUAUAUAUGGUAUGUGAAUAUGCAAGUAAAGGAGAGAUAUUCGAUUACAUAGCACAAUAUGGAAGAAUGGGAGAACCACGAGCUCGGGCAACAUUUGCCCAAAUCCUAUCCGCUGUUGAAUAUUGCCAUGCGACAGGCAUAGCUCACAGAGAUUUGAAGGCUGAAAAUUUGCUCCUAGAUGCUCAAAUGAACGUUAAGAUUGCAGAUUUUGGUUUUAGCAAUAGAUUUGCACCAGGAGAACGAUUAAGUACUUGGUGCGGAAGCCCACCUUAUGCUGCUCCAGAAGUAUUUAGAGGAAAACAUUAUGCCGGUCCAGAAAUUGACGUUUGGAGCUUAGGCGUCGUGUUAUAUGUAUUAGUAUGUGGUGCACUGCCCUUUGAUGGAUCUACUCUUCAAUCAUUAAGAGAUCGCGUGUUGAGUGGUAGAUUUCGUAUUCCAUAUUUUAUGAGUACAGAUUGCGAAAGUCUUAUACGUAAAAUGUUAGUUUUGGAACCUGCGAAACGAUACACGAUUCCACAGAUCAAAAGGCAUCGUUGGAUGGCAGGUUCGGCAGAUACUGUUUGUUCUGCUAUAAUAACGAGAUCAUCACCAUCUAUUCAAGAACCUAAUGAACAAAUACUUCGACUUAUGCAUAGUUUAGGCAUAGAUAUUACACGAACUAGACAGUCCUUAGGAAAUAGCAGUUACGAUCAUCACGCUGCUAUUUAUUUCUUGUUACUUGAAAGAUUAAAGCAACAUCGUGUUAGCAGUACGACGAAUAAUAUUUGCUGGCCCACAGUUGCUAGAUCGAAAGAAGAUAAAUUUAAAUCAAGAACAAGGGACGAUGUUAGCAGAGGAGGUAAACGGUUCAGUUCAACGAGCUCUUCGACCGAUGAAGGUUGUUGCAGUGCUGAAGGAGAUCUAGAAGAAGGACCAAGCGGCGAUGAGUUAAGAGAAGCACAGAUUAAAUUAGAAGAGCACAGGCUUGGCCUAGACCAUGACAUAAGCCAACGAAUCGACAGUCAAAUUGUCAAUCGAAGAUUAAGCGAUUACCAACAACAUUUUGAUAGUCCACUUAUGGAUCCUAUUGAUCCUCCUAGUCGAACGACAUUGUUCCUUGCUGGUGGUAGCGGCAGUUCAUCGUCCGAUCUUUUCGAAUCUAGUUUUGAUUCUGGUUGUCCACCGGAUUAUACAGGAGCAAAUUGUUUUACCAGUAGUUUACCUUCUUGCACUCCACCGCCACCUAAAAGUCCAUCUCCAAUAACUGGUAGAAUAUCGCGAGCCUCACAAGGACGUAGAGCAUCCGACGGUGGACCAAGAUUACUUUUCUGUCAACAAGGAGGUGGUGACAGACCAACUACAAGGCAACGAAGUAUUCAAGAUUCAGGUAAAGCAAAAGGUCAUUUGGAUCUUGUACAUUUGAGACCACCGUCUACGCCACCUCAAAAUCAACCGCAAUUUAAAAUCCGCGGAGAUUCCGGUACCCAGUUACAACUAUUGGUACAACAACGUAUGUUACAACAGAAACGAAAUUUAUAUCACAGACAUCGUGCCGGUGGAAGUCCAACUCCUAUUCCAGUAUCAACCAAUACUACUAGUAGACGUAUCGAUCAUGUAUCGCGACAAGAUAGUUAUAAAAUGGCUCAGAGAACGCAAAUAUUACCACCUUUAUCUCAGGGACACGUCGAUCCUGAUUUUGAUAGAGAUAGGAAGCGAGAAGAAGAAAGAUGGAAGAGCUUACCAUCUCGCUUAGCGGCAGAUUGUCAGUUAGCUGAACGGACGCUCUUAUGGAGUCAACAGGUCGGACUAGGUGGAGGGGCAUCAUACUUGCCACCCGGCAGUGUUGGGGGGUUCUUGUGGCCCACUACAAACAACACGCAUUCAACCAUUUUUGAAAAUGCUGGGGAUCAAAUGGAAUAAAUAUCUGUCCUGUUGUAUUUAGUAAUAACUUAGAGAUUUUGAGUCUGUAAAGCUAGAUUAAGAGACACAACCAAUAUAAUAAACAAUAUUGCCUUCCUAGUCUUUCCACAUGAUGUUAUAUUAGUAUUAUUGUGUACAUUUGAUCUUAGAUUUCAAGCAUGAAAUAUUGACGUAUACAUAUUUUCUUUAUAGUAACGCUUUUACGUUAAACAAUAUUGUAUUCUCUAGCUUACACACCCAGAAUCUCUAACCACGUGGAUAGUACAUGUUACUGAAUGUCAAAAAUUUAUAUGGUUUUUAUAAGCUCUCACUUACGUAGAAUAUGUCAUUAUCUGACAACAAUUACAACAAUUAUCCUUGUACACAAAUCAUAUCUAACAGUACAGGGUUAAUCUUUUUAUGCAAAAUGCAAUAAUUAUAAAUAAGAUAUUAAAAUUGAUUUAAAGAAAUCUUUGUCAUACAGUAGCAUGUGCGCCUGCCUUAUUACAUGACUGAUCCGAUCGGUCGAAUAUCCAAUUAUAUCAUAGACUGAUAAUUAACAACAAUAAAACACCAAUCAAAUUCAUUUUGAGAAUAUAAGCGGCAUAUGUCUUUCUUCGUGAAUGUUAUUACUAUGAUGUUUUGAUUGAUUGGCUAUUGCAGGCAGAAUAUUCAAUUGCUUAUUCUUUUAGGAACAUAUUAUUUAGAUCACACAUAUGAUAAACUCUUAUCAAAUUUCUAUCAUAUAAAUGUUACCAAUGAUAUUCUCUACUGCCACUGAAUGAGAAGAACGCAAGUGUUCACAAAUCAAUGACAAGGUAUUAUAAACGUGUUUUUUAAUGUAAGCUGUACGGAUAUGUAGUAUUUACUUUUUCAAUGAUGGAAAAAGUAUCAAUAUGAUCGAAUAAAUUAAAAUCGUUACACAUCGAUAUAAAAAGGAAGACAUAUGCUACUUUUACAAUUUUAUUUUUUUUUUUUUUUUUUCUUUUUUUUCUUUUUGUUUGGACUAAUAAAAGAGAGUGGAAAUCACCAAUAGAAAUAUAAUUGUUCUUAAUACAUUUCAUUGUUGUUGCUUUAAUUAGAAAGAAAUACUUUAAUGAUAUUGAAUGUACAAAAAUUAGAAUAUGUUUUUAAUCCUUCCACUCUUUUUAAUGGUGCAUAACGUUAUAUUAGGAAAUAAUCAUAAUAACAAAAGAAAACAAUAAUAUUAGUGGUAAAAUGUAGUUGGCAUGUAAGAAUAUGAAAGAAGUGCUGCAUUCUGUAAAAAUGUUUAACAGAAGUCAUUAAAUAUAUAUGCUUUACAAAUUCAUGCAUGAACUGUUAUAAGAGACCAGAUUUGAGAUGCUUUGUCUAAGUGUAGUAUAAAAAGAAAAAAAAGAAAAGAAAUUAAAAAAAAAAAAAAAAGAAAAGAAAAAGAAACAAAAAAUACAAUGAUACAUAUGACAUAGGAAGAUGGAUAGAGCACAGAACAAUAAGAAAAGAAAACUUUUAUGGCAAUCAUUAAAUUCAAUAUCUUAAUUGUCAACUGUUUUCAUCAAACCAAAAAAGAACAAAAAAAGAAAAAAAAAAAAAAAGGACAUAUACACUUUUUAUAUGUUUCCAUUUUUUUAACAAUAGGUCAAUUUUACUCAAGGAUUCUUGUCCAAAGCUCAGAGCAUCAAAAAUUUCAUGUUUACAAUAAUAAUAAUGAUGAUGAUGAUUUUAAUGAUGUGAGAUACCCAAGAGACUAAAUUUUUUUAAAUGAAGCUUUUGUAUUUUUACAUAGAUUUUUUAGCUUUGCACGGUCGUAUCUGUUAGGGAAAGAUACAUAUAAACGAAAUGGUAUCGAACGAAAAAUGU
This is a messenger RNA of Vespa crabro (European hornet), 4798 nucleotides long. Its product is annotated as serine/threonine-protein kinase SIK2-like. The transcript has 11 exons. The record is from RefSeq and is a predicted model, not a curated record. Bases 818 to 2980 code for a protein of 720 amino acids. Gene Ontology annotation, biological process: intracellular signal transduction; protein phosphorylation; microtubule cytoskeleton organization. Gene Ontology annotation, cellular component: cytoplasm. Gene Ontology annotation, molecular function: tau-protein kinase activity; protein serine/threonine kinase activity; ATP binding. Lineage: Eukaryota; Metazoa; Arthropoda; Insecta; Hymenoptera; Vespidae.